This is a messenger RNA of Gracilinanus agilis (Agile Gracile Mouse Opossum), 336 nucleotides long. RefSeq names its product transmembrane protein 267-like. The transcript has a single exon. The record is from RefSeq and is a predicted model, not a curated record. NCBI's taxonomy places the organism in Eukaryota, Metazoa, Chordata, Mammalia, Didelphimorphia, Didelphidae. The annotation marks the transcript as partial.
GAUGCUUUGAAUCUUCCACAUAGGCCUUUUUUCCACUGCUCUACUCUGAUACCUGUUGUGGUUCUGACACUAAAGUUUAUUAUGCACCUUUUCCGGCUGAAAGACUCGUGGUGCUUUCUUCCCUGGAUGUUAUUUAUAUCUUGGACUUCUCACCAUGUUCGGGAUGGAAUUCGUCAUGGCUUAUGGAUUUGCCCUUUCGGAAAAACAUCUCCGCUGCCAUAUUGGCUCUAUGUGACAAUCACAGCAUCUUUACCUCACUUAUGUUCAUUCAUUAUGUAUUUAACAGGGACCAGAGAAAUGAUGUCUAUAAAACAUGGAAUUCAUAUCGAUGUCUAA